Schistosoma margrebowiei is the source of this 3259-nucleotide messenger RNA. Lineage: Eukaryota; Metazoa; Platyhelminthes; Trematoda; Strigeidida; Schistosomatidae. The record is from the annotation of a GenBank genome assembly.
CGCUUCUGGCGGUCGCUUUGCCUUUUGACUUUGGCGGGUUUUCGCCUUUUUUUGUUGAUGUUGAUCAGCUAAUAUGUUACUUUCUGAAUCCAGAGCCAAUGUUUUCGACUCUUUCAAAGCUGACUCUCCAGAUGAUGAGUUCAGCAAACCGAAGAGAUGUUUGAAGUCGGGAUCAAGCCCUCAUAAGUCAUUGAAUAUGAUUAUUUUGGAAGAUGAAAAUGAUGAUGAUGACGAACGUUUGGCUCGACGAAAGUCACGUUUACUUGAGCCUCAUCCCGCUAGUGUUAAUAGUCCAGGUGCUAGCUCUACUGCAGCUAGACGACGCGCAGAUGCCGCAGCUCCACGUGGUAUACCUCAGGCACAAAUUGGUGAACAUUAUGGCAAUUGUAUUCGACUAGCUGCGGAAAAUAAAAUCACGGCCAAAAAUGCUUUUAACUUACAUCUGAUCGAUUACAUGAGUGAAAUGAUAAAAAAGGAGGACUUCGCAAGCUUCCAGAUUGCCAGCUCAUCGUUGGAUGCUGGAGCGAAAAUAUACGCAGGUCGUGUUGAUGCUGUACAUCAAGAAACGUAUCAGGUUCUUACUGGACUUGGUCGCUCAGGCAAUCCUCAAAAUGAAGAGAAUGAGAGUAAUGCCGAUAAUGUUGAUGAUGACGAUAAGACUCAUUCACAUUCUAAACCAGAGCAAAAAAAGAAAACUGCUUCACAUCGAGAUAUUAUCCAUAAACAACUAAAUAAGAUUCGAAUUAAAACACUAGCUGAUAAGAUUGAUGUUGACCCUUUGUUUCAACAUCAAACAGCUGCCUAUGAUGAGGGGGGUACUGCUGAACUAAGAUUGAACCAGCUUUCCACUGCUAAUGCUUCAUGUGAAUUGAUUUUAGACUCAUCAACCCCUGUUAUGCUCCGUACGUUGACCACCACUCAACAAAUAACUCCUAUGAAUGUUACAAAUGUUACUGAAUUUUUGUCUUCAAUACUUGCAAGAUCACUAAAUCAACUAUCUAUAUGCUCUACGUUGCAAAACUUUCGCUUUACCGAUUGGGAUCUAAACAAGAACAGUUUUGAUUCAAAUAGCCAAAUGAACUGGGAUACAAAUUCACAACCUAUUAGCUUGCUUAAUCAGGACAAUAAUGAUGAUGGUGAUGACAAUGGAUUCAAUCCUCUUCCAGUUCAGGAUGAUAGUUUUUGUGACAAUAUUCAUGAAGAUAUAAACUUGGACCCAGUGUGUGAAACUGGAAUGCAAGUUGAGGUGAAUGGUUCAUCAGCAGAAGCUGUAAAUAAUAAUAUUGAAUCUAAUAAUCUGUUGGCUAAUAUUCCCGUUACCGAAAAUACUACCGCUACUAAUACUACUACUACUACUACAGCAGAUAGUGAAUUAUUUGUAUCCUGUUUAAAAAAUAUGCUGGAUAAACAGUAUGAACAUUUUGGAAAAUUAAAUGAUCAUCUGUUGGGUAUGUGGGCAGGACCUGAACAUUGGCGUAAAAAAGCUAAAAGACCGAAGUUGGAUGGUACAGUUAAAUUAAAUGAAGACAACCCUGAGAAAAAUUUUGAACAUGGACUAGGUGAAAAUGAAACAGGGAUUGUUGACAAGGUAAUAAACAGUCGAAAAAUGACCAAGUCGAAAAGAGAUAAAGCCCAAAGAAUCUCUUAUGCUGAAACGAUUAAACCAAGCGAGAAUCGAACGAAGAGUGGUAGAUUGUCCAGACGAGAUUGGCUCAAAAAUGUCCUAUCAUCUGGUGUAGAAAACAGUACUGCAUCCAACUCUACGAUAUUUAAGGAAACCUACAGGCAGAAAGCCAAUCGUCAAAUGAACAUGCUCCCUUCAGAAUGGUCUGAUUCUCGCCAAACCUUAUAUCAACUUGUUAAUCGAGAUGUAAUUUUGCGUCCGAAUAUUCUCCCUGACGGUAGAAAUCUCACAAACUGUAAUAACAUUGCAAGUGAGAACGCAGACUAUAUGGUUGGAACUAGUGAAUUAUGUGCAGUUCUAACUGUUGGUAGCUCAGAACGACCUGUUGACAAUGAGUAUAAGGAUGCUGAUGGCGGACUCGACCAGUUGAGGAACCAUCAAGAUGACGACGACGAUGAUGAUGACGCAAUAAUCCCAUUCGAAUGUGCCUUUACACAAAACGCUGGGUAUAAUGAUGGUGAAUUGACUGAUAUAGAAUUAAUUUCACAACCAAAUAAAGUGGCUCGCAUUGAAAUUGGUUACGCUCGAACUGCGAAAAUGAUUAACGUUCAACGGUUAAAGUGUGCUAUGUGGGGAUUCCUCGAACACACAGUUCCUCACGUUGGUUUAAAUAUUCCAUCUCAGUCACCAUUAUCUGUUGCUUCUACAGCCUCAGCUCCUGAUACUAAUAGUUUAGUGGACGAUCCAACAUCACUCAAUGUAAACGAAAACCAAAAACAAUGCCCGAUGAACGAGGACGUUAUUGAGUCAGACAGUGGAAGAACAUCAUGUCUACCUAAAGUUCACGGUGCUCGAGGUUUCUCAGAAGUUAUUGACAACUUAUCAGGUCGUAUAAGUUGGCAAAUGGCUAAAGAACUUAGUAUAUCAAUUGCUUUAAAUUGUCUUUUGCAUUUGUCUAAUGAGAAACAAUUAUAUCUAGAAAAUGUGGACAGUUUUUCGGAUAUAUACAUCUCUCAAGGUUUGCCUUCAUUUGAAUUGAAACAUCUUGAGACCUACACUAAUAUAUGUGAUAAUAACGCUAUUCAUCAUGGCGAUAUAAUAUCUGGUAAUAAACCAACGUUGAACAAUCAAAAACGUAAUAAAACUCGACAUGUACGUCCGUCUACACUGGAUUCAUGGCUUAUCGAAAAUGAUUAAGGAUCGUCGGUUAAUAAUUUGUUAAAUUAUGCAAACAAUAAUAUUGUAUAAAGAUGAAUAUAUUUUGUAUUCUUUCAAAUUAGAUCAAAGAUGUAUUAUAUGUUUUGAGGUUUUCAUUUUUUUGUGUGUAGUAAUGAUAUAUAUAUAUAUAUAUAUAUAUAUAUAUAUAUAUAUAUAUUCCUUGUAUAUAUAAGUUCCCGAUUUUACACCUUGUUGUUAUGAUAAUCUAAACCGUUUUUUGUUCGUCCUUCUUCUUCAUAACUCAUAUGGUCACUUUUUUGUGUACACAUACCCCAAUCCUUUUCAUUGUUACUUUUCAUUUGUUCAAAUGGAUUGGUAUAGUGUUUUAUAAUUUACCAUCUAUUUUUUUAAAUCAAAUAUACUUUAUUUUAUUUCUUUAUUGUUAAAAUGAAAGAAAGUGCUAUUCUAUCUCUUAAA